CCAGAAAUCUCAAAUCAAACGGCAUCCCGUUUAAACCCUUUUGCCUUGGUUCAAAGAUCCUCCACUUUCCCACAGGUUUCCUUCUUGAUUUUCCGGUAUGAGAAACUUCCAUGUCGUGUGUUCGUCACCAAAUUGACUUGUCAAAUAAUCUCUAAGAAUAGUUGAAGCUGGCAACCCCAUUUGACCAAUCAAUCCUUUUAGCAGCCAGCCAUCCAAGAAAUUAAAUCACAUCCAAAUCUGCCCCUUAUUAUAUUUUCCUUCUGUUUCUUGAUCUUGAACUCUAUCAGAACAAAGAAAUCACUGCAAGGAAACGUCUGCCAAUCUCUCAGGCAAGAAAACGAGAGGAAGGAAAGAUGAAUGAUUUGUUUUCUGGGUCUUUCUCUCGCUCCCGCAGUGGCGAAGCGUCCCCUGAUCACCAUGUAAUCCAGAUGUCGGAGACGCCGCCGUCCAGUGAUGGUGUCAAUCUUGAUAAGUUCUUUAAGGAUGUGGACUCUGUUAAAGACGAGCUGAAGGAGUUGGAGAAGCUGAAUGAGAAUCUUCAGUCAGCUCACGAGCAGAGCAAGACUUUACACAACGCCAAGGCCGUCAAGGACUUGCGGUCGCGGAUGGACACCGAUGUUGCUCAAGCGCUGAAGAAAGCUAAGCUCAUCAAGGUCCGGCUGGAGGCACUGGACAGUUCCAACGCUACUAAUCGGAGUCUACCUGGAUGCGGACCUGAGUCUUCGUCGGAUCGUACCAGGACGUCUAUAGUCAACGGGUUGAGGAAGAAGCUGAAGGAUUCUAUGGAGAGUUUCAAUAGACUGAGAGAGAAGAUAUCAUCAGAAUACCGAGAGACUGUACAGAGGAGAUAUUUCACCGUUACCGGCGAGAAUCCCGAUGAGAAAACACUUGAUCGCUUGAUCUCUACAGGUGAGAGUGAGACAUUUCUGCAGAAGGCAAUACAAGAACAGGGAAGGGGAAGGAUUUUGGAUACAAUAAAUGAGAUACAGGAGAGGCAUGGCGCUGUGAAGGAGAUGGAGAAGAAUCUGAAGGAGUUGCACCAAGUGUUUUUGGACAUGGCAGUAUUGGUGGAAGCUCAAGGUGAGCAAUUGGACGACAUAGAGAGUAACAUGCAGAGAGCAAGCUCCUUCGUCCGAGGAGGAACCCAGCAGUUGCAAACUGCAAGAGCUUACCAGAAGAACACCAGGAAAUGGACUUGCUACGCUAUCAUUCUUUUGCUGAUCAUCAUCCUUGUAGUGUUGUUCACCGUCAGACCAUGGGAAUAGUGUGUAUAUAUAUAUAGAAGAGUGGAACUGAUAUUUGAGAUGGGAUUUGGAGUUUAGUUUUUUUAUGAAAAUCCAUAGUUUUACAAUGUUUAAGAGUGGAGAUGCCAUUGAUUCUUUCAGUUUGAAGGCUUUUCUUGUUUGAGUUUCCAUAUUCUUUUGGUUUGAUUAAUGUUAUUCCAGAAUUGAAUUAUCUUGUUG
Molecule: messenger RNA, 1463 nt
Organism: Manihot esculenta (cassava)
Lineage: Eukaryota; Viridiplantae; Streptophyta; Magnoliopsida; Malpighiales; Euphorbiaceae
Product: syntaxin-121
Exons: 2
Coding region: 354-1265 (303 amino acids)
Biological process (GO): exocytosis; intracellular protein transport; vesicle fusion
Cellular component (GO): plasma membrane; endomembrane system; SNARE complex
Molecular function (GO): SNARE binding; SNAP receptor activity
Source: RefSeq, a predicted model, not a curated record